Messenger RNA from Enterobius vermicularis (human pinworm), 1282 nucleotides. The record is from the annotation of a GenBank genome assembly. NCBI's taxonomy places the organism in Eukaryota, Metazoa, Nematoda, Chromadorea, Rhabditida, Oxyuridae.
AAAAUGGAUUUUUGAAAUUUUUUAGAGAGGCCCACGUUAUGCUGGAUAUAUCUAUGACAGAGAUGUUUGCGACGAAAUAUCGGCACCAUCUGAGACAGCACUGCAUAUCAACGCGUUGGAGAAACUGAUUGUUGGCUUCUCCUACUUACUCAUUUUUCUUACCCUUCCAAUUUCGUUGUUCUUUUCCGUUAAGUUUAUUAGCGCUUUUGAAUGUUUGGUAGUUCUUCGACUGGGAAAAGCUCGAAAAUUGACGGGUCCAGGAACAACUCUUGUUCUGCCCUGUAUCGAUUCGUAUACCCGUGUUGACCUUCGAGUAAAUGCAUUUCAUGUACCGCCGAUGCAAAUAAUCACUGUUGAUCGAGGCCUUGUAGAACUUGGUGCUACUGUUUUUUUUCAAAUUAAAGAUGCUGUUGCUGCGGUAUGUGCGAUAAAGGAACGGAAUCAGUCGACACGUACCUUGGCAAUCACAGUACUUCAUCGACUGGUAUGUAGGAAACGUAUAUGUGAAAUUAUUGGCGGAUAUGGUAAAGCUGAAUUAGCUGAAGCUUUAAAGGGUGAAUUAUUUGAAAUGACUUCAUCAUGGGGUAUUGAAAUUACAAAAAUUGAGCUGUCGGAAAUUAAGGUGUUAAAGGAUGGCGAAAAUAUUGCGCUUGAAACAUUUACAAAGACACAAAUAAAUAACUGCGAAAAUAUUAUUUUUUUUCUCCAGGUGCUAAAAUCGGACUUUGGUGCUACAUUGUUGAAAUCAUUGGGCUCAACUGUGCAAAGUUUUGUGAUGGAAAACAAGGAGGAGAAAAAGGAUCUUAUUGAUUUUCCGGACGACGAUGGUGACGCUAAAGGCAAAGAAGAUAAAAGUAAAACUGCUAAACGGUCAACAGAGAAGAACACAGCACAGCUAAACUCUGCAGUUUCUGGUUCUUCUCUACCCGGUACCAGUAAAGGAUCUAACGAAAGCAUUGAUUUGGAUCAACUGUUAGGCUUAAUAUCAAUGGUUAUCGAUGAGCAUUUGGUAGCAUUAGUAGGACAUAUCUUUCAAAUUGAAUGUGUUGAAGUUGGUGAUUUUUACAUUGAUUUGAAAAAUGGCCAAGGUAGUUGUGGCAGAGGACGACGAGCAAAUGCUGACGUAAUUUUUCGUCUUCGUCAAGAAGCUUUCCAAAAUUUUUUGAAAAAAAAAUUGUCACCAUUGCAAGCUUACUUUGAUGGCACUGUACAAAUUUCGGGUUCUAAAAAAGCGGCAAUGAAACUGUCAUUUUUGUCCGAAAGACUUGUCCAUUUGUUUUGA